Eurytemora carolleeae is the source of this 2560-nucleotide messenger RNA. Its product is annotated as zinc finger and SCAN domain-containing protein 12. Gene Ontology annotation, biological process: regulation of transcription by RNA polymerase II. The record is from RefSeq and is a predicted model, not a curated record. Gene Ontology annotation, cellular component: nucleus. The coding region runs from base 437 to 2470 and encodes 677 amino acids. NCBI's taxonomy places the organism in Eukaryota, Metazoa, Arthropoda, Copepoda, Calanoida, Temoridae. The transcript is spliced from 10 exons. Gene Ontology annotation, molecular function: DNA-binding transcription factor activity, RNA polymerase II-specific; RNA polymerase II transcription regulatory region sequence-specific DNA binding; protein binding.
UGUAAAAUUUUGUAAUUAUUUUUUUUUUAUUUUGUUAAUUUCUGAUCGAGGUUAAAAAUGUUGUUUUUAUUGUAUUGAAGUUUUUGUCACAAGAAGUAAAAGCUGAUUACAAUUCUCAUGGAAGAAUCAUAUUUUCUUUAUAUUAAAUAAAAAGCCUAACUUUGUAAGCAUCAAGGAAAAUACACAAGUAACCCUCCAUAUAUUAGAAUCCAGAACAUAAACCAAAUUUUGGUCCAAGCAGUACGAGAGUUUGUUUACGUUUCUUCCAGUAACUGCAGUACAGUUUUUGUAAUAAAGAUAUUGGAGUACUUUUUGUACAUAAUGUAUUAGGCAGCGUAUAAAUAUUAAAGUGUUAUAAAAGUGUUGAGACAAGCUUGAAAAUUAUUAGAAUAUUAUUGGUAAACCUUGUAUUUAGUCUUGUUUUACAGAUUCAAAUAUGGAUAUUGAGAGUAUGGAGGGAUUGGAUAAUACAAGAAUCCAGCUUCCAGAUCACUGUAAACAACUUCUGGUUGAUCUUGUGGUGGAUAGUCAAGAUAUCCUAGUAUACUGCGAGGGUGGGAUAGUACAAUCAUGUCGUCUAGUUCUUGCUUGUCUCAGUCCACUACUCCGCUCCAUUCUUCUUCAAGCAGAGGAACCUUCCAUCAUACUUCCUGGAGUUCAGGCGACAGAACUUCGGUAUUUUCUACAAUGCUUGGCAUCUACAGGAAAAAUAGAAGAUCAUGAGAAUAUCAUGAACCUUUUGGGAGUAUCUCGAGAUGGUUGGGUUCCAACCCCUCUCAAGGUACAGGAUGAGGAAGAUUCAGAACUACUUCGUACUGCCCAGAACCUUAGCCUUCUCUCUCCUUUAACAUGGAGAAGAACUACACUAGAACUAGCAGGGCAAAGCAAGAAUAUUGAGAAGAUUGUCCGUCCUUCCUCUUUAGCAAUGUUCAGUACUGUCCUGGACACGGAUACGGACGGUUUUAAUCAAUGCUUUGAAUCAGAUCCUCUCCUUCGACAGAAGUGUGAUAUGUAUAUAGGGCAGACUGAGGCCGGAUUUGUGUGUAAGCUGGUGCACUGCACCUUUAUGCACCAUAAGAAGACUGUGCUCAAGUACCAUGUACUCUCCCACCUCAACAUCAACCCCUUCAACAAGGUGGAGAAGGAGGAGAAGGGAUAUGUGGAGUUCAUCACAAACCGAUUCAAGAAGAAAACAGAAGAGAAAAUACUUGAAAAAUCAGAAAUCCAGAAAGAUGAUUUUGCUAUUGCUGUGAAUGAAUUCAUGUCAGACUGUCCUGAACCUGAACCUGAAUUUUCUCCGUCCGUCCUAGCUCCUCCUCAACCUAAACCUGAUCCGGAGAUACCGCAGAUACUAGACUCGCUAAUACCGGAUUCAGACUUUCUCCUUCCUGAACCUAUAGAGGAGAAUCAGCAGGCAGAAAUCAAACCAGAUACUAACAAGAAGAAGAGUAAACUAAAGAAGAAAAUAUCUAACAAAAAGGUCAAGAUACAGUCCCCUAGUUCCUCUAAAAAGAAUUUAGUUGAAGAUAUGUCUGAUGAAACUCGUAAAAGAUGCGACGAAUUUAUAGUAUUUGUUCAAACCACUAGAGAAUACAAAUGUGUGUAUACAGAUUGCAGCUAUGCCCAUAGAUCUAAGACCUGGUUAAAGUACCACGUGAUGAAACACCUUGAUAUAUCUGAGUAUCUCUGUGAAGAGUGUGGAGAACCGUUUCCAAUGCAGAAGCUUCUGAAGAAGCAUGUGAUGACAGUACAUGGUAGUGAUGAACUCAGAGCUGCAAUUGAACUAUGGAUUGCUGAGGAUGCUACCAAUCCGUCCUGGUACAGGUGUACCUUUAUACAGUGUGGAUUUGCAGCUGCUACUAAGAAAGGUGCGGGGCUUCAUGCGCUCAACGAACACAUGGAGAAAUCGUAUAUUUGUGAUCUAUGUGGUGAAGGUUUUGUAACUGAGCGCUCCUUGCAGAACCAUUCAAACUAUCAUCAUAACAAAUCACGUAACUCCGAUAAACUGUUUCCAUGUGCGUACUGCACCAAGAGUUUCCGUACUGCAUCCUACCAGGAGGCCCAUGAGAACGAGCACAAGGGAGUUCGACCUUAUCAAUGCGACGCAUGCGGCAAAUCUUUUGCUAGCAACGGAAUGUUACGAUCGCAUAAGUUUGCGCAUGCGCCUAAGAUAUUUAAAUGUGAUUGCUGUGAUCAAGCGUUUCCAAGAAAGAAUACUUUAAUGGUGCACUUACGCGCUGUACAUAUGCACGAGAAACCGUAUGAAUGUGAUAUUUGCGGACAAAAGUUUCCGCGGAGCAGUAGCAUGACAAGACACAGACGAAUUCAUACUGGUUUACCGAGAUAUCAAUGUCACUACUGUGAUAAGACGACAACACAGCGUGGUGAUCUAAACAGGCAUAUGGCCAAAGCGCAUGGAUGGCCAACAAGAGAUUAUAGGCUUCAAGAGAUAGUUCAUGUGCAAGUAUAAAAUGUUAUUAAUUGUAGUUUAUAAAGAUUUGUAAAGAAUUUUAGAGACUCCUUUUAAAAUGUUCAUUGUACAAUGUGCAUGCUGAGGGAG